GCACUGCAAACAAACCAACACCCGAUGGGCAAGACUUGCACUGAAAUGCAGCCAGCUCUGGGGUGGGUCGGAGCAGCUGCUUAACAGUGCAGAGCAACAAAGGAGUGCUUAGACACCUGCCUGCAGCAGCCACAGGAUUCAGGAGCACCACGGCCCAAUGCAUCUAAUACAAGUGGGACUUUAAAAGACACAGUGCCUGGGAUUUUAGAAUGAAACUCCUUAUGGACAUAAAACGUGUCUUUAACCAGAAAAAGACAGGGUUGGAGGGUGACAGAGCCAGAUUUUCCAGAGCUCUCAGCUCCCCGCAAUGUGUUCUGAACACGGGCCGUAUUUUCAAUUGCGCUCAGCACCCAGCAACUCCCACUGGGCCGCUGGAGUCUAAUUUCCCCAAGAGCCCUGCUGCCGACACGCCGAGCCCUGCUAAAUUCACCCCCUGGGAUCCAGCUCGCUCCUGCUUCGUGCCCCCAUUGCCACCAGCGUCAAACGGUACGAGAUCCCAACUGGGGCCGGGUUACAGCCGCUGGGCAUGGAGGUAAACGCCGGGACGAGAGGCCAGCCAGGGGAGAACCCACCCGUUUGAUUCCCCCUAGGUAGCAGUCGUGCCAGCCUGCAGACAACGGUUCACGUUGCGUUUGAAAUCUGCCUCAGCCAGCAGCCCUGAGCCAGCCCCUGCCCCCUACCCUUCCCUGUAUCCAUCACUAACGAGGACACCAGGCCAGCCGCUUUGCUCCCACCAAGCCUACAACCAGCUACCUGCGAACAAGGUCUCCGCUUGCCUCGGGCGCCAGCUCCCGCCUGGUCCGCCUGCUCUGCAGCCUUCGGACUGGACGGACACAGCGAAGUGGUGAAGAAUUACUUCCAGCGGCGGGAGUUCUCCUUCACGCUGCGCGAUGACAUCUACGUGCGGUACCAGUCCUUCAACAGCCCCCAGGAGCUGGAGAGAGAGAUGCAGAAGAUGAACCCCUACAAGAUCGACGUGGGAGCCGUGUAUUCGCACCGGCCCAGCCAGCACAACACCGUGCACAUGGGCGCCUUCCAGGCUCAGGAGAAGGAGCUGGUGUUCGACAUAGACAUGACGGAUUACGAUGACGUCCGGAGGUGCUGCAGCUCCGCCGAGAUCUGCUCCAAGUGCUGGACCCUUAUGACCAUCGCGAUCCGUGUCAUCGACCGUGCGCUCGUGGAGGAUUUCGGGGUGAAGCACCGCCUGUGGGUGUAUUCGGGCCGGCGAGGCGUCCACUGCUGGGUGUGUGACGACUCCGUCCGGAAGUGGUCGUCCGCCAUGCGCGCCGCCACGGUGGAGUAUCUCACCCUCGUGAAGGGCGGGUCCGAAACCGUCAAGAAGGUGAACCUGACCGACCCCAUUCACCCGUUCAUCAGCAACUCGCUGAGUCUGGUGGAGCCGUACUUUGAAGAAUACGCCCUGGUGGGCCAGGAUAUCCUGGGCAGCAGCGAGAGCUGGGAGAAGGUGGUUGCCCUCGUCCCAGAGUCGGUUCGAGAGAGCCUGCUGCGGGAAUUCCCCAAAAAGCAUGAUUCCGUCCAGCGCUGGGAGCUCCUGAAAAAGAAGAUGGAGAAAUGCAAGCCCUCCCACGCGGAGUCGGAGAUCAUGCUGCAGUACUGCUUUCCGCGGCUGGACAUCAACGUCAGCAAAGGAGUCAGCCACUUACUGAAGAGCCCGUUCAGCGUCCACCCCAAAACAGGUCGUGUUUCGGUCCCGAUUGAUUUGCGGAAGCUGGAUCAGUUCGACCCGUUCACCGUUCCAACCAUAAGCUGCCUCUGUAGUGAACUGGACACGGCUCACGAGGAGGAAGACGGAGAGAAGGAAAACGAGGCAGAGCCGGAACCCAAACGCCGCAGCAGGGACUACAAGAAAACCAGCUUGGCUCCGUACGUGAGAGUCUUCGAACAGUUUGUGGAGGAAAUGGACAAGUCUCGCAAAGGGGAGCUUCUUAAGAAGAGCGACUUACAAGGAGAUUUCUGAGGAUUCUAGUGACUCCAGUGGGGAAAUCUACAUCUGGUUUGUCCAACCAGCCGUUACAAGAGCUCCGAUCGGGCCAGCGAUUCUUCUUGGCAUUAAAGGCUUUGCCCAGCAGGCUUCCAAGAAAAGGAAACCCAACUGGUCUUGCCUGCUGGAGAGAGAGGAUUUGGAUGUUCAUUGAGCCUGGGCUUGGAGCGUGCGCUGGGAGAAGACUACGCUGUGGAUUGUUGGCAAGAAAUUAGAACUGCUUCCUCCUCUCCCCUCAUCUGCAAACAGCAGGCGGAUUAACCCACCCGGCCCUGUUUGCCGGCACAAGGGCAAGGCAGAAUUUUACCUGCCUGAGCAAGAGCCAUUGGUAAAGUGGGAAUUAGGAGAGAGGGGAUCCCAGCUGGCUGAUUCGAGAGGAAGGGAGGAAUUCUCAUCGGCUGAUGGAGUCCGAGGAAGCAAGGGUCUGGAAUUGGCACCUGGCUGCUGCCUGCAAAAAUGACCCAUGGGUUUUCUUUCUAUCAGGGUAACUCUGCUGCCUGAGCUCUGGGGCAAACCGUUAUUAACGGAAGAAGCUGCCUGGCAGCCCCAGAUGCAUGAGAUUGGGCCGUUGGAUUUGUCAUUUCUAAGCAAUGGUUCCCCGGGCCCAGCUCUUCCAGAUUUCGACCUCGACUGACUUAUUCCAGACAUCAAAGGCUACUCCAGUUGUCCCUCCUCCUGCUUAACGUUCCCUUCUGGCUGCAGCCUGCGUAGUCCUCUCCCUGCUGCAGGGUUUAAUUUGCAAGCUCUUUAUCUCGGCGUGUCGAAUUGAUCCAGGCAGCCUGGGUCUGAUGGCCCAGUAGGAGGCGCUCUGUGUAUCCUUCUUUUGUACUUUUUUAUGCAAAAAGAAAACUAUUAAAGGGUUCAGUGAGCGAUA
This is a messenger RNA of Mauremys mutica (yellowpond turtle), 2876 nucleotides long. It is a transcript of the gene PRIM1, whose product is annotated as DNA primase subunit 1. The record is from RefSeq and is a predicted model, not a curated record. The transcript has 13 exons. Bases 947 to 1978 code for a protein of 343 amino acids. Gene Ontology annotation, cellular component: alpha DNA polymerase:primase complex. NCBI's taxonomy places the organism in Eukaryota, Metazoa, Chordata, Testudines, Geoemydidae. Gene Ontology annotation, biological process: DNA replication, synthesis of primer.